AUGUCGGCUCUCAUAUCUCGUGAAUUCUGGAUUGUGUCGAUUAAAUCUGUCUUACACACCGUCACACGCGGCUGUCCCGUCUGCGUGCGUUUUGAUGCGAAACCGCCGCAACCUAUAAUGGCCGACUUGCCAGCCGCACGAGUACAGCAGAGUAGGCCGUUCGCGAGAGUAGGAGUUGAUUACGCUGGUCCACUUCAAAUGCGUGAAGUGCAACUUCGAAAAUCUCGAGUAUAUAAGGUCUACAUCGCCGUUUUUGUUUGCUUUUCGGUCAAAGCUGUCCAUCUGGAGGUGGUCACGGAGUUGUCGACUGAAGCGUUCCUUGCUGCCUUUGACAGGUUUGUCGCGCGACGAGGCUUGCCGUCAGAAAUUUUCUCGGAUUGCGGCACGAAUUUUGUUGGCGCGGAUAAGCAACUUCAGCUACUGAUUAACAGUCCGGAAGGUCAACGCGCAAUCUCUGAAACGCGCGCAUCAUGUCAAUGGCAUUUCAAUCCCCCAAGUGCACCCCAUUUUGGUGGCUUGUGGGAAGCAGCGGUCCGGUCAACAAAACGACUGUUAAUCCGCACAAUGGGUACGCAUGUCCUUACGUACGAAGAGUUCACUACUUUACUCACCCGUAUCGAGGCAGUGCUUAAUUCGAGACCAUUGACCCCAUUAACCACGGACCCAACUGACCUUGAAUAUUUGUCCCCUGGACACUUCCUAAUCGGGCAACCUCUGUUGGCUGUACCUCCCCGAGUAUCGUUUGAGUCACGCGUAAAUUUAACCCAACGCUGGAAGCUGCUCGACCAAUGCCAUCAAGCAUUCUGGCGACGUUGGUCAACCGAAUAUCUGACUUCGCUUCAAGGGAGAUCGAAAUGGACAACUGAAGCCCCCAACGUCAAGGUCAACGACAUGGUAGUAGUAAUUGACAACCAAUCUCCACCACUGGCAUGGCGCCUUGGGCGUAUUCUUGAAGUAUUACCUGGCAACGACGGUGUCGUACGCGUCGUGCGAUUGUUGACGAGUCAUGGUCAAAUCACUCGACCUGUUGCCAAAGUAGUGGUGUUACCCACCCAAUAA
This is a messenger RNA of Acyrthosiphon pisum (pea aphid), 1059 nucleotides long. RefSeq lists its product as uncharacterized. The record is from RefSeq and is a predicted model, not a curated record. The transcript has a single exon. Gene Ontology annotation, molecular function: nucleic acid binding. Gene Ontology annotation, biological process: DNA integration. Bases 1 to 1059 code for a protein of 352 amino acids. NCBI's taxonomy places the organism in Eukaryota, Metazoa, Arthropoda, Insecta, Hemiptera, Aphididae.